AUGAUAAACGUUGGUUCGAUUAACCUUGAUUACGACAAGAAAGUUCAAAAAGAUGGGCAGCUAAAGCCAUCACUAAAGGAUCUACGUCCAGAAGACAAAACACGUAUUGCCAAUUUGAUCAGAGAGUUAGCCAAAACUGGUCGGGAAAAGGAUAAUGCAACUAAUGAGUUGGAGUCUGAAAGAAAGAAAUAUCAACUUCAAGAAAAACAGAGUAAAGAACAAUUGGAGUUGGUAGCAAAUGAAAGAGACACAGUCAAGCAACACUAUAUAGAAUGCCAAAAACUUCUUGCUCAGUAUCAGAAUCAGUUAAGAGCAGAACAGGAGAAGGCUGAAGAAGCUGUCAAGAAGGCUUCAGAACAAGCAGAGCUUGCACAAGCACAGCAGAAAAUGGCAGAACAGAAUGCAGCAUGGACUGCGCAGAUGGCAGUAGAGAAGGAAAGAUUAACCAUGUUAAGCAAGGAGCGUAGCCCUGCAAAACCUAGGAAUAAUACAAUUAGGGAUGAUCAACAGUAUUCUGAUGCAGAAAAAAUGAUAUAUACUGCACCCAAUGGUGUUCAUAACUUACGAGAUCUACAGCAUCGCCUGAAUUCCAGACAUCCUACACACCAAAUCCAUGACAUCCAGCAUAGAGUCACAAAUAAUCCAACAGAAAAACUUCAUCCAGAUGAUCCAGAAGAUGUACCAUUACCAUUUAAUCCUGCUUUAACCAGUACAAACCGGUCACAACAUGUUUUAUCUCGGAACUCACAGUCUCUACAAACCUCCAAGACAUUAGUUCACCAAUCUCAUCCAAACCACUUUAAGGAUGAACAAUGGUCAGUGAAUGAUGUAGCAGAUCCCAGAAGAUCAGCAGAUAAGUUUCACAUUCUUGAGCCUCAGAUUGAUGAGACACCAACAUUUGAAGAUGAAGUCACACCGAUGUCACCAGUUGAACGUCAAGUAUAUAAUGAUACUGCUCCACAGUACCGAAAAGUCUAUGAACGUAUGACACCUGAUCAACGAUGGAAUGAACUUCUCUUGCACAGGGAAAAAUUGCGGCAAGAGCAAGACUGGCUGCGCCAAAAACUUCACGAACAGGAGGAGUUACUGCAACAGAGAAAAGUAGAGAAAACAUUCAAGCAUGGCACACAACAUCAUUUGAUGUCAAUUAAUACAGAACAAUAUCAGGAACCAGAAUGGCAGCCUAAGGUACAAACGACAAAAGAUGUUCCUAAUGAUUAUGAUCUUAAAGACUUUGAUAAGGUAUCAAAUAGCAGAAGAUUAAUGCAAAAGAGUAGAAUUAGUGAACCUUCAGAUGAAUUAAUGUAUGAGGAUAGUAAUUCAAGAACUCGCACUUCAACUCAAAGUAAUCAACAUUAUAAUAGAACAAGAAAUCAUGUAACUACGCAAAACCACAAACUACUUACACGGAAAGCAAGGGGAAAAUAUUUGCCAUUUCAGAACGAGAAUAAGGUACCUUCAUCAAAGGUAUCAAUGGCUGAUAAGGGAAGCUCUCCACUUUAUGUUAAUAGAGAGACACAGACAUUGUCUAAAGAAAAGUAUGGUGACAUUGCAGCUCAAAGUGAUAGAAGGUUGCUUGACAUCAGUUGUGACAUGACAUCUCCCAGUGAAAGCAGAGGGCUUGAUGGCAGCCAUCACAUCACAGCACCCAGUGCAAGAAGAGGGCUUGAUGUCAGUUGUCAAGUUACAGCUCCCAGUGAAAGCAGAGGGCUUGAUGGCAGCCAUCACAUCACAGCACCCAGUGCAAGAAGAGGGCUUGAUGUCAGUUGUCAAGUUACAGCUCCCAGUGAAAGAAGAGGGCUUGAUGUCAGUCAUGGCAGGGAGUUUGUGCCUAGAUACAUGGAAAAUACCAGUUUAUUGAAGGACAUUGUUGAUACUGUUGAAGUCACACACAGUUCAAGGUUCGACCCUCUACUAGUUGAUUGCGAACCAGUGCCAGCUCAGCAAAACCCACUGUUGGUUCAACGAAACCCACCAUCUAUUCAUCAUGACCCACAAUCAAUUCAAAGAGACCCACCAUCUAUUCAUCAAGGCCCACCAACUGUUCAUCGAGACCCACCAUCGUUUCAGCAAGACCCACCAUCGGUUCAACGGAUAAUCACAUCUAGGGUGGCCCCAUCAAGAAAAACAUUUUCCUCACCAGAUCUUUUUGAUAUUCCAGGUGAUGAGGAAAUUGAUAAAAUUGAAGAGUCACAAAUACUGGAGGAUAUAUUUUUUCUAAAGUGAAAAUUAUCAGGAAAUACUUCCAAUGAAACACAUAAUAUUCAAUUUAUGUGUACUACAGUAUAUUGCUUUUCUAUUCACAAGUUUGUAUAGUUGAUAGGAUAUUGACACUCAGUCUAUAAUAGGACUAAUUGCCUUUCUAAAUCAAAAGUAUUUUAAAUUGUAUAACUAAUGUUUUGAAAUAUAAAAGUAUGUUAAUACUACAUUAUAUACAGUGCACCCUCAAUUCAGUUGAAUUUUAAAAAAAUCUAUUAUCCCACAAUGGGGAAACUCAUUUGGCCUUGACAGUAAAACAUGCAAACAACAAAAAUAUACAAAUAAGUAUGUAGAAUUCCUCAGUUAAAAAUUAGUUUAAAAAAUCUGAGAAUCCUCAAAUUCAAGACCACUUAUCCAAAGAUCCAAAUAACAACCUUAAAUCUUUUAGCAAAGCUAUGAUAAUUGGAGACCAAACCCUAAGACCACCCCAAAUUUUCAGGUUCCAAAGUUGGCCUCGAAUUUGAGGGAGAACUGUAGAAUUAAUAUUACCAACAGCUACACAUUAAUGUGCUAUUAAUAAUUGAUUGGAUAUCUACUUUCUAUGCACUUUUAAAUCAGCAAUCUUUUUUUUCUUUUUUAAAUACGGUAAUAUUUAGAAUGUAAAAUUCAUAUAUAGUUUUAUAGCCAGUUUAACAUCCAGGGUGCAUUAAAGUAGAUCAUAUAUUUAAAUUUUGAAAUAUAUUGUUGUGAUGAAUGUAGAUGGGGAUGGUUUUAUCUACUGUAGUUGAAUUAAAAUAUGCAUCAACAACAUC
Molecule: messenger RNA, 3011 nt
Organism: Anneissia japonica
Lineage: Eukaryota; Metazoa; Echinodermata; Crinoidea; Comatulida; Comatulidae
Product: trichohyalin-like
Exons: 7
Coding region: 1-2226 (741 amino acids)
Source: RefSeq, a predicted model, not a curated record